Messenger RNA from Arachis ipaensis, 947 nucleotides. NCBI's taxonomy places the organism in Eukaryota, Viridiplantae, Streptophyta, Magnoliopsida, Fabales, Fabaceae. The record is from RefSeq and is a predicted model, not a curated record.
AAACCUUAGGUUCAUCUUAGAGGACAUAUAAAAUUCGUUUAAAAAUGCAAUAUUUUAAGGAAAAUAUGCCACUAGUUUACAAUAUAAAGAAUUGUCCUCGAACUGUUUCACUUGAACAUUGGAAGAUUCUUGUUUAAUUUUGGAGCCUUGAUAUGAUUAAGGAACAAAGCAAGAAGAAUAAAGCUAGUAGAGCAAAGAAUACAAGUCAGCAUACAACAGGAUAAAAAACAUUUGCUGAAAUACAUGAAGAGGAGGCAAUGAAAAAUCCUAAUAGAGGAGAACCAUCUCGGGUGAACAUGUUCUUUUUAACACACAAGCCAAGAGAUGGAAAACCAAUGAGUGAGGGAACAAGAAUAAUUUUUCUUCAGAUUUGUGGGGACCUAGAUCUCAAGUUGAGAUGGAGAGGUUGAUUGAAGAAGUUAAAGAGAAUGCUCAAGCAGAAAUUCAGAAUAUACAACAAAAGAUGCAAGAGGAGAUGGAAAUAAAACUUCAAGAAAGAGUGGAGGCCAUGAAGUCACAGAUGUUGUGUGGAUUUAAUGUGUUUUUGAAUCAACUACAGAAAAAUCUCCCAGCAGUAGAAAUUUCAAAUCUUUCUUUUAUGUCAACUACUAUAAAUACGAAGAAAGUAGAAGCUACUGCAACAAUAAAUCAUGAAGUUUUUGCUGCUGAAAAAGAGGUUUCAAGUAAAUCAUCUACUAUAACAGAAGGUGUUUCUAAGUCUCAUGCUAAAUCAUUACCUCAAACAAAAGAGAAGAAUGUGAUUCUUUCACCUAGAAAGAAGCAGACUCUUUAUUCUUCUCUUACUCAAGAGGUUCUUGACUUGAAACUGGAGAAAAUGAAGCAUGGCUAGCAUAAGAAAAGAUCAAAAAAGAAGAAAGUGGUGUGUUUGUAAUAUUGAGAUGAAUUUGUGAAUUUGUGAAUUUAAUGAAAGAGACAAACUUGUACAA